Molecule: messenger RNA, 234 nt
Organism: Aureobasidium uvarum
Lineage: Eukaryota; Fungi; Ascomycota; Dothideomycetes; Dothideales; Saccotheciaceae
Source: the annotation of a GenBank genome assembly
AUGUCGACCCAAAUGAAGCAUCGCGGCAGCGGUGCAGAACCUAAGAACCAUCUGCAAUCCGACUUUGCCGAAACCUCGAGCAUGGACUCUGACGAACGCUACCUGACUUUGCACCGCCAAUGGAAGUUCGCAGAGAGCUUUUCCGCCAGCUUCGCUGCAAUGUAUGUUAUCGGUGGCAUCCGAGCAACAUUCUAUAUCGGUGUCGAAGCUGGAGGUCCUGCAGCCUACUGGUAA